Lucilia cuprina (Australian sheep blowfly) is the source of this 947-nucleotide messenger RNA. RefSeq names its product juvenile hormone acid O-methyltransferase (gene jhamt). The record is from RefSeq and is a predicted model, not a curated record. The transcript is spliced from 3 exons. The coding region runs from base 39 to 947 and encodes 302 amino acids. NCBI's taxonomy places the organism in Eukaryota, Metazoa, Arthropoda, Insecta, Diptera, Calliphoridae.
AGUAGGAAACACAUUUUCUAAGAAUAACAUAUAACAACAUGAAUCAAGCCUGUUUAUAUCAUAGAGCCAAUCAAGUCCAAAGACACGAUGCUGAACAGAUCAUUAAAGAAUAUGCCAAUAUAUUGCAAUGGCGUUUAGAUGGCUCUGAUGUUUUGUUAGAUGUUGGUUCCGGUUCGGGAGAUGUUUUAAUGGAUUUUAUUUAUAACAUUAUGCCACCGAAAUUUGAGAAAAUUGUGGGUUCAGAUAUUUCUCCUAAAAUGGUAAAUUACUCUAAAAACUGUUAUCACUCACAGGAGAAAUGUGAUUUUAAGGUAUUGGAUAUCGGCACGAAAAAUGAUAUACCUAAUGAUAUGAAGGAGCAAUUUGAUCAUGUUACCUCGUUCUAUUGUCUACACUGGAUACAAAAUCAAAGACAAGCUUUGCAAAAUAUUUAUAAUCUUUUAAGAGCCGAGGGUGGUGAUUGUCUUUUAGUUUUUUUGGCCUCUAAUCCUAUUUUUGAUGUCUACAAACUGUUAAGUAAAUCCUCGAAAUGGUCUAUUUACAUGAAAGAUGUAGAUCAAUUUAUCUCUCCCCUACACUAUUCCAAAGAUCCUAAAAUGGAAUUUUCUACUAUGCUUAAAGAGGUGGGCUUUACAGUUGUAAAUAUAGAGUUAAAACAUAAAGUAUAUGUCUAUGAGGGCUUAGAAAUUCUUAAAGACAAUGUCAAAGCAGUUUGCCCUUUCCUGGAACGUAUGCCUCUAAAUUUGCACGACAGCUUUAUGGAUGAUUUUAUUAAUACCGUGACCAGUUUAGAUUUAAAACUAGAUCAUCAUUCCAAUGAAUUAGACAGCAAAUUUAAUUCGCCUUAUAAAUUACUUAUAGCAUAUGCCAGAAAGUCUCCCCAAAACGUCAGGGGCAGUGUUACUGAUAUGAUUAGUACUGCAAAAGUGGAGAAAGGCUUGAAUUAG